UCCUUUAUUCCACUCCGCUCUUCGCUCCUCCGAUCUCGUCUCCCGCCAUGGUGGCCUCCGCGACGCAUCGCCUCUCGCCCUUUCUCGGCCUGCCGCUUCGCGGUCGCGACAAUCCAUUCUACCGACAAAGUUCCCAUAGUAUGUUGUCUCCAUACAAGGUUGCUGCAAUAUUUUGGGGGCCUAGGAGGACAGCAGAGCCACGGAACUUGAAUCCUUCCUUGGGGGAAUUUACUCUGAUAGGGUCAGCACCAGAGGGCAUAUCAGCCAAUGAGAUGAAGCCACAGGAAAUAUCCAUUUCGGUUGUCUCAUCAAUUUCUGUGAUUUCUUCAAAGGAUUGGGAUGCAUGUGCUGUUGAUGCGACUGGCCCUGAAAAGUUUAAUCCUUUUCUUACUCAUGCUUUUCUUUCGUGCUUAGAGGAAUCAGGAUGCGCAGUGAAGGAAACAGGAUGGUUACCUCAGCAUGUUGUUGCUCAGGAUGAAAAUAAAAAUAUUUUAGGUGUUGUUCCACUUUAUCUUAAAAGCCACUCAUAUGGAGAAUUUGUUUUUGACCAUUCAUGGGCUGAUGCUUAUUAUAGAUAUGGUUCUCAAUACUAUCCAAAGCUACAGUCGUGUGUACCUUUUACUCCAGUAACUGGCCAGAGAAUAUUAGUUCGUAACACUUGGUAUAGGGAUCAGGUGUUUGACAUGUUAGUUACGGCACUCAAGGACCUAACUUCUAAGCUCCAGGUUUCAUCAUUACAUGUGACUUUUCCAUCUGAAAAUGAAUGGCACAAAUUGAAGAAUGACGGGUUCUUGCAGAGAAUAGGGAUGCAGUAUCAUUGGAAAAAUCGCAAUUAUAAGAAUUUUGACGAGUUCCUGAUGGAUAUGAAGCAAAGUAAACGAAAAAAUAUCAGGCAAGAGCGAAAAAAGAUUUCUGUGCAGAACUUGGAAAUUAAACGCCUUCGUGGUGAUGAAAUAAAGGCUAAACACUGGGAUUCUUUCUAUAAGUUCUACCGCAGCACAACAGAUAACAAAUGGGGUAGGGCUUUUCUAACGAAGGACUUCUUUCACAACAUGGGAUCAAAGAUGGGAGACCAUGUACUGCUUAUUGUUGCGGAAGAUGGGAAUGAACUUGUUGCUGGAGCUCUUAACCUUAUUGGAGGGGAUACUUUGUUUGGUCGCCUAUGGGGGUGUCUACCGCAUGCCUAUUUUCCAAAUUUGCAUUUUGAAGCCUGUUAUUAUCAGGCAAUUGAAGCAGCUAUAGAGUUAAAACUGAGUAAAGUGGAGGCAGGAGCACAAGGGGAGCAUAAGAUUCAGAGGGGUUACCUUCCUGUGACAACAUACAGUUGUCACUACAUUUUGAAUGAUGGUUUUAGAAAAGCUAUAGAGGAUUUUCUUCUAUACGAGACAGACCAGGUUAAGCAUGUCAUGAAUUUGAUACAUGACUCCGGGCCCUUCAAAGAGGGAAUAGAUUAAGAGGCACCGACCAUAGCAAGUUUGUGAGUGGAAAUUUCUAUGCAUAUUUCCAUAGUCAAAUUGAGAUGUGUAUAUCCCUAAAGUCAGAUAGAUGCUUGGUUAGGAAUUGAGGUGAUGAUUUGGUUGGGUUUUAAGACUUCAAACAGUUGGGAGAGGAGUACCAGCAUGGAAGAGUGUAAAUCAAAUUGUGAAAGUUGUUCAUGGUUGCAUUGCAGGACUCAAGAAGAAUUUUGGCGAUCACCUCCUAUAACACUCCUGAGAAUACCAAUUUGACUCUGGGCCUUUGUUUCUAAAGGCUUUUGCUACACAAACAAUUCAAUAUUUCCCAGCCAGAUGAAAUAAAUAGUAAAUAAAACUUCCACCGAGCA
Molecule: messenger RNA, 1822 nt
Organism: Phoenix dactylifera (date palm)
Lineage: Eukaryota; Viridiplantae; Streptophyta; Magnoliopsida; Arecales; Arecaceae
Product: acyl-CoA
Source: RefSeq, a predicted model, not a curated record